GCCAUCGAUGUGAGCGGCUCCACGCCGCUGAUGAAUUUCGCAGAGAAGGGAGCCGUACUUCAAGCCUUGCUCCUUCUCGACUAUGGUGCCGAUAUCCAAAUGGCGGAUUUUCAAGGGGGAAACGCGCUCAGCCGGGCGUGUGCCGCUGGCAGGACGGACGUGGUCGUAAGCUUACAUCAAUGGGUGCACAAAAACGACGCUGACGCCGAGAUGAAUCUCUUGCGGUGGGCAGCCGAGGAGUCAGACCAAGCAGGGGUGUGGGAAAUUUUAUUGGGGCAAGGCCUUGUCGACGUGGACCGAAUCAUCGAGGAAUCGAACCGACACACGGCUCUGCACACAGCUGCUAUGCACGACAACCUCCUCCUUGUCGAAAUUUUGCUUGCCCACGGGGCUGAUUUGACCCUAACCGACGUCAAUCAGAACACCCCGUUGCACCUCUCUCUGUUGGAACGGAACCAGGACGUGAGUCGUAUCCUGAUUCGGGCCGGCGCCUUCUUGGACGUGCCCAACCGAUCGAACAAGAUUCCGUUGGAUCUGUGCGCAGAGACGAUGACGCUCUCAGGUAAAGAGCAGAGGUCGGGGAAGGAAGGAAAUGGUCGUAGGAGGGAAUGGGGGGAAGAGAAGCAAGAGAAUUGGCAUGGAUUCGAUGGCCCGCCGGCACGUCGGCAUUUUGGGCGCGAGGGCCCUGUCUGGAGAUGGGCCGCCCACAAUUUGGAAGUCGCGGUGGGCGUCCGUUGUCCGCGUUCAAGCCGCAUGCCUGUCUUUGACGCUGGAAGGAUAGUUUGCGCGUGCCCCUGCCUGUCGUUUGUCGCACAAUCCCCCACCCAAAGAUGCAACCCCAGACUGACACUGCUCCCCCUGCUCUUGCCCUCCUUGCCCCGUCAGAAUUCACCGCCAUCACGGAAGACCCCUGCCACGGCCUGGUUGCCUUAG
This is a messenger RNA of Nannochloropsis gaditana CCMP526, 933 nucleotides long. RefSeq names its product ankyrin repeat protein. Gene Ontology annotation, cellular component: cytoplasm. The record is from RefSeq and is a predicted model, not a curated record. The transcript is spliced from 2 exons. The coding region runs from base 31 to 933 and encodes 300 amino acids. Gene Ontology annotation, molecular function: protein binding.